Molecule: messenger RNA, 4876 nt
Organism: Myotis lucifugus (little brown bat)
Lineage: Eukaryota; Metazoa; Chordata; Mammalia; Chiroptera; Vespertilionidae
Gene: SPECC1
Product: sperm antigen with calponin homology and coiled-coil domains 1
Exons: 13
Coding region: 1-2946 (981 amino acids)
Biological process (GO): actin cytoskeleton organization
Cellular component (GO): microtubule organizing center; filamentous actin
Molecular function (GO): protein binding
Source: RefSeq, a predicted model, not a curated record
AUGGGGGUCAUUGAUGACCUCAGCAGGCAGUGCAAUGGGAGUGGGCAGGGGAGGUCUGUGACAGCAACCAAACGGACAGGCAUUCCAGCUCCUCGAGAACUUUCGGCAACUAUCUCAAGAGAGAGAACUGUGCCACGUGGUCCCACCAACCCAAAGAAAUCGGUGUCUAGUCCAACUUCUUCCAGCACACCCACCCCUACCAAGCACCAGAGGACCACUUCCACAAGACCCAGGCCAGAGAAUGAAGGCGGAGAAAAGGCUGUGCUCGAGUCCCAAGUUCGGGAGCUUUUGGCAGAGGCCAAAGCAAAAGAUAGUGAAAUUAACAGGCUUCGAAGUGAACUAAAGAAAUGCAGGGAGAAAAGGACUCUGAACACUGCAGGAACCGACGCUUUGGACCCAAAGAUGGAUGGAACAUCAGUCUCAGCAGGUGACUCUGAACCGUUGAUACAAGCUCUUGAGGAGAAGAACAAGAAUUUCCAGAAAGAGCUUGCCGAUCUAGAGGAAGAAAACCGGGCCUUGAAGGAGAAACUGAGUUAUUUUGAGCAUUCACCAAAUUCAGAGGGGGGGUCCAGUCACACUGCUGAGAGCAGCUGUCCAACAUCCCUCACCCAAGAGUCAAGUUUCGGAAGCCCGACUGGGAAUCAGGUGUCAGGUGAAGUAGAUGAAUAUAAAAAACACACCCCCCAAACCGUAUUGCGGACGUCGGGCUCUUCAAGUAGCGAUGUUACCAAAGCUUCUUUGUCACCGGAUGCCUCCGAUUUUGAGCACAUCACAGCGGACACCCCCUCUCGGCCCCUGUCUUCCACGAGCAACCCCUUUAGGAGUUCAAAGUGUUCUACCACUGGGAGUUCCCCUAACAACGCGAGUGAACUGUCCCUGGCCUCCCUUACGGAGAAGAUACAAAAGAUGGAAGAAAACCAUCAUAGCACAGCAGAAGAACUGCAGGCUACUUUACAGGAAUUAUCAGACCAGCAACAAAUGGUGCAGGAAUUGACAGCCGAAAAUGAGAAGCUGGUGGAUGAGAAGACGAUUUUGGAAACUUCCUUUCAUCAGCAUCGAGAGAGGGCAGAGCAGCUCAGUCAUGAGAAUGAGAAGCUGAUAAAUCUCUUACAGGAGCGAGUGAAGAAGGAGGAGCCCAGCACGCAAGAAGGAAAGGUCCUGGAGCUGGAGCAGAAGUGCACAGAAAUCCUGGAGCAGGGCCGCUGCGAAAGGGAGAAACUGCUCAGCAUUCAGCAGCAGCUGACCUGCAGCCUACGAAAGGUUGAGGAGGAAAAUCAAGGGGCUUUAGAGAUGAUCCAACACCUGAAGGAAGAGAACGAAAAACUGAACGGGUUUCUAGAACUGGAACGGCAGAACAGUAGUGUGAUGGCCCAAACUCUGGAAGAGUGUACAGUUACCUUGGAAGGGCUGAAGAUUGAAAAUGGGUCUUUGAAGGCUUAUUUGGAGAAUGAGAAGCAGAAAGCUAUAGAGACCAGUUCUAUGGGGCAGACGGCAGAGGGCUGUGAAAUUCAAGAAAUGUUGAAAGUAGCUCGAGCUGAGAAAGAUCAGCUGGAACUGUCUUGCACUGAGCUCAAACAAGAAUUACUAAAGGCACAUGGUGAAAUUAAACAUGUUUCAAGUCUACUAGCCAAGGUGGAGAAGGAUUAUUCUUACUUGAAGGAGAUAUGUGAUCAUCAAGCAGAACAGCUGAGCAGAACCAGCCUAAAACUACAAGAGAAAGCAUCAGAGAGUGAUGCAGAGAUUAAAGACAUGAAGGAAACCAUAUUUGAAUUGGAAGAUCAGGUGGAACAGCAUCGAGCUGUCAAGUUACAUAAUAAUCAACUCAUCAGUGAGCUAGAAAGCAGUGUGAUGAAGCUGGAGGAACAGAAAGCAGACCUGGAGAGGCAGCUGAAGACUCUGACUAAGCAGAUAAAGGAGGAAACCGAGGAGUGGAGGCGCUUCCAGGCGGACCUGCAGACGGCGGUGGUGGUGGCCAAUGACAUCAAGUGUGAGGCCCAGCAGGAGCUGCGCACUGUGAAGAGGAGGCUGCUGGAGGAAGAGGAGAAGAACGCGAGGCUGCAGAAGGAGCUUGGGGACAUGCAGGGCCACGGCAGACCUGUGCGUGCGGAGUCGGAGCCCGAGGCUGAUGCCCCCGGCCGCUGGCCCGGCGUCUUUGUCAGCAGAGCCUCCACAGCGCCUUUGGAGCCCGCGACCACCGUGAAGUCCCUUAUCAAGUCCUUUGACUUGGGACACCCAGGUGGAGCUGGACAGAAUGUUUCUGUCCAUAAGCCCCCGAGAAGCCCCUUGAGCGGAAUACCAGUGAGGACGGCCCCGGCGGCCGCUGUUUCUCCAAUGCAGAGGCACUCAACCUACAGCGGCGUUCGCACAGCCAGCAAAGGAGUGGCCCAGCGCUUGGACCUUCCCGACCUUCCCCUCUCAGGUCUUCUAAAGGGAAGAGCUGACGACCUGAAGCCGGACCCUUACCUCCGCAAGAGCCCCUCCCUGGAGUCGCUGAGCAGACCCCCGGCCCUGGGCUUCGGAAGCACGAGGCUGCUGAGCACGUCCACCGGGGGCUUGAGGCCACACAGCAAACUCAGUGUGGAAAGAAGAGACCCUCUGGCUGCGCUGGCCCGGGAGUACGGCGGCUCGAAGCGCAAUGCUCUGCUGAAAUGGUGCCAGAAGAAGACAGAAGGCUACGCGAACAUCGACAUCACCAACUUCAGCAGCAGCUGGAGCGACGGCCUGGCCUUCUGCGCGCUCCUCCACACCUACCUGCCUGCCCACAUCCCGUACCAGGAGCUGAGCAGUCAGGAGAAGAAAAGGAAUCUCUUGUUGGCAUUUGAAGCAGCCGAAAGUGUAGGCAUUAAGCCCAGCCUGGAGCUCAGCGAGAUGCUGCACACAGACCGGCCAGACUGGCAGAGCGUCAUGCAGUACGUCGCCCAGAUCUACAAGUACUUCGAGACCUAAGCCUGCGGGGCCCGCCAGCCGCCACCUGCCAUCGUCCCGGAAGCCCCGGUCACUCCACAGGCCCUGCUCUCACGUCCAGGGCCUGGCUGCUGGGUUUCAAAGGAAGGUUCCAUCCAGGGGUCCAGCUGAUAAAUGAGACAGAGCUGGCUCCACCGUGCACCCACCUUGAAUUGAGAUGCAUUUGGGGUGUGAGUUGGGGAAGCUUUGCUCUCCCAGGGCCUCCCUCCUUCCAGACUCAGGAGACCCCAGGGUGGUAUGUGCAGCUGUGUGGCCUCCCCUGGAGCCGCCCUGAGAUUCCCAGGGACAGCCAGCACUUCCUGCCAGUCCCCUCGUUACCAGCAUCCCGGCUUUGGCCUUUAAAAAAACCUUGCCCUUCUACCCACCCACCCCCUCCAAAAACACCCAACAAAAGAUAAGCAUUUGCUCUCAAGCAGCCUGGAACACGUGAACCCUGCCGUCUGUGGUACGCUUAUGGUCUAGGUAACAGCGGCACAGCUAGGACUUGGUCACAGUUUGAGACCACUGUCCUGCACAUGCUGUGUGGAUGGAAGAUGGGCAUGGGAGAAUGAGAAGGAGCCCCUGGGUAGUUCGCGUCACUGUCCUGUGGGGGCCUCCAGGUGGGCUCUGGCUCUCCGGGCGGCGGUGCAGGUGGGAGCCUGGCUCUCCGGGCGGCGGUGCAGGUGGGAGCCUGGCUCUCCAGGCGGCGGUGCAGGUGGGAGCCUGGUUCUCUGGGUGGCAGUGCUGGGACUGGGUCACUCGCAGCUGCCUGUGCUCAUGCCGAAGGGAAGCUGCAGUGACUUCGCCUCCUCCAUCUGUCCUCCCAUUUGCUCCACUCCCAUUCUCGCCCACACACGCUUGUCCCAUGUGCAGAAUGAACCGACAGGAAGCCACUCGUGUGAAAUCCCUGUGUCUGCUGGGGUUUGGGGUAUUUGUGCAGUGAAACAGCCUACGGGUGUAUUUCUUGGGAUACUGGGCAGACAGCAAAUUUAAACAUUUCAACUUUAGACUUGUUUAGCAUUUAGUACUCCAGCUGGGCUUCAUGUUUACAUGGCAACAAGGAUGGGCAGAGGUGGAAAUGCAGUUUCUCUGCUAUUCUGGGGUCACUCUAAGUGACAGCAGAGCCCCCUCGAGCGGCCCCAUUCGCCUGGGAGUUACGCUGAGCAAGUAACCACCGGUGGUUCUUCGGUGUUCCUGGCGGCAAAUAAAUGUACAUUAAAUGGCAAGUGGGGUGCGGUGCACAUAAGUAAAUCGGGGUGAAUUCAUCAGUGCCCUUCACUUGCUAAUGAAGGUGCCCAUAGCUGUGUUAGUGCCCCCAGACAAGGGUCAUUGUCACAGGUCACUGGGUGUUACAACAGCGCUCUCCCUGCUUACGUCAAUCUCAUGGUGGGGCGCUGUUCCAGCCGGGCCGGAAGCUCCAGGCCCAGCUCUGUCCUGGGAGAGGCGAGUUCGCCCUCCCUCCAGGCCACCCGGCAGGCCCACCCGCCCUCCACGCUGUGGAGGUUCUGGGGCGCUGGGGAGCGCCUGGCCUGCCCAUCAGGUGUGGGUCCUGCGUGUUGUCUGAGUCCCUGAGCCGAAGGAGAGAGCGGCUUCGUGGCCACAUGGGGCCUGGCAGGUGCUGUUGCUGCUUUCACAUUGGCCCUUGGUGUCCAGUGGAGGCGGAGGUGCCGUCCGAACAAGUCCCCUCCUCCUCUAAUGAGCAAGUGAAAGCCUUGCUGGGCCGCUUCCUGUGGGACACUUGCCUCUCCCACUGCUUCUGCCUGCUCACCACCGCUGUGGGGGCGGAGCCCGGGCGGGUGAGCGGCCAGUGCUGGCUUAUCACCUCGAGGCUUAGUGCAGGAGAGACCCUGAGGCCUUGGGAUGGGAGGGGGGUCAGCACCCUCAGCGCCUGGUGCAGUGACUCCCACGGUGAUUCAGCACAGGCUCGGGCGGG